AUGGCAUCAACAAGCCAUGUGCAGAGUUUGAAGGAUUCUUCUGUGGGACCAAGCACUAGCAGAGAGAAGGAACUCUAUAGGUGUGAGGAGUGCAGAAGGCAGUUCAGUUGGCUGAGUGAUCUGAAAAGACACAUGCGGACCCACACUGGGGAGAAACCCUACAAGUGUGAGGAGUGCGGCAAGCAGUUCAGUGAGCUGGGUAAUCUGAAGAUCCACUUUCGGACUCACACGGGGGAGAAACCGUACAAGUGUGAGGAGUGUAGCAGGCAGUUCAGAAGGAUGGAACAUCUGAAGAAACACUUGCGGACUCACACAGGUGAGAAGCCCUACAUGUGUGAGGAGUGCAGCAGGCAGUUCACCCAGCUGGGUCAUCUGAAGACUCACAUGCAUACUCACACUGGAGAGAAACCAUACAAGUGUGAGGAGUGCAGCAGGCAGUUCAGUGCGUUGGAUCAACUAAAGAACCAUAUGCGGACUCACACAGGGGAGAAACCCUACAUGUGUGAGGAGUGCAACAGGCAGUUUAGUGAGCUGGGUCAUCAGAAGAGACACAUGCGUACUCACACAGGAGAUAAACCAUACAAGUGUGAGGAGUGCAGCAGGCAGUUCAGUGAUCUGGGUGCUCUGAAGAAACACAUGCGGACUCACACGGGUGAGAAACCCUACAGGUGUGAGGAGUGCAGCAGGCAGUUUAGUGAGCUGGGUCAUCUGAAGAGACAUAUGCGUACUCACACAGGGGAUAAACCCUACAAGUGUGAGGAGUGCAGCAAACAGUUCAGUGAGCAGGGUAAUCUGAAAAGACACAUGCGGACUCACAUGGGUGAGAAACCCUUCAGGUGUGAGGAAUGCAGCAAAAAGUUCAGUGACCUGAGUUCCCAAUCUCAGAAUAUAUAA
Branchiostoma floridae (Florida lancelet) is the source of this 894-nucleotide messenger RNA. Its product is annotated as zinc finger protein 678-like. Gene Ontology annotation, molecular function: DNA-binding transcription factor activity, RNA polymerase II-specific; RNA polymerase II cis-regulatory region sequence-specific DNA binding. NCBI's taxonomy places the organism in Eukaryota, Metazoa, Chordata, Leptocardii, Amphioxiformes, Branchiostomatidae. Gene Ontology annotation, biological process: regulation of transcription by RNA polymerase II. The record is from RefSeq and is a predicted model, not a curated record. Bases 1 to 894 code for a protein of 297 amino acids. The transcript is spliced from 2 exons.